GGACAUUUGGAGAGAUAUCGCUGGAGAAAUAGAAGGGAUUGCCAUAUAAAGACUCAACUUCAGCCUCUCAAAGUGUUCUCACAGAAUUUAGAGAGACAUCUUUGGUGUUGGGAGCAUUUUAAAGGAUUAUUUCUUAAGGAAAAUUCAAAAAAAAAUCAGUGACUGUGAAUAGAACUUAAUUUAAAAAAAAAUGAAGCAAAUUCUCAUCCUCCUGAGUCUAUUCGCUGUGACCUUCGGAGUGAAGCUGCCCAGGCCCAAGUCAUCCCUGAAAUACGCCACUUUGGACUACUUCAAAGAUGACAAAGAGAUUGCCCUGCCCGACGACGAUGAUGAGGACAAACCACCAACAAUAUUCGAAGGAGACGUCCAGAAGGCAAAGAUCCUGAACCAGGAAAACCUCAACCAGGGAAAAGGGAAAUUUAAAUACACGUUGGAGACCCAGAAUGGAAUAUCCAUCCAGCAGGCAGGGAAACUGAAGGAUGAGAAGACAUUCGUGGUCAUGGGAUCGUAUUCCUACACUGGAGCCGAUGGGAAACGCUACAGAGUCAAAUACACAGCCGAUGAGUUCGGAUACCAUCCUAUAACUGAACUGGAAGUGGACAUUCCAGAAAUUGAGAUCCCUGAGAGGAAAAUACAGCCAAUUAAACCGUUGAGUUUCAACUUCAAUCAUUUGGAAGCGCCCCCGAAGCCUGCCAAAAUUCAAGUCCGGAAUCCCCAGACCAACUUUUUCGAUGACCAACAUGAACAUCCCCGGGGGGAAAAUCCCUUUGCCACCCCGGGUGACAGAGAAUCCGUGGACAGAAAAUACCUGCCGCCAAGGACGUACUUGCCACCCACAAACAAACUCCAAUGAGAAAAGCGCGAAAAUUCCUAAAAAUUUCCCCCAAAUGACGCGGGACUUUCUCCAAAUGAGGUUAGGUCAACAAAGCCAGAAUAAAAUAAGACACUUACCUGAGAUUUCACUGCCCAUCUCCAUCAGCAAAAUGCACAAUAAACAGUAAUUAAACCAA
Molecule: messenger RNA, 1010 nt
Organism: Phlebotomus papatasi
Lineage: Eukaryota; Metazoa; Arthropoda; Insecta; Diptera; Psychodidae
Gene: Cpr11A
Product: cuticle protein 3
Exons: 5
Coding region: 191-853 (220 amino acids)
Cellular component (GO): chitin-based extracellular matrix
Molecular function (GO): structural constituent of chitin-based larval cuticle
Source: RefSeq, a predicted model, not a curated record